GUGUAGACAGAUAUUCAAGUUAAACGAUGGAACGGCUUUUUGUUUUAACUAUUUCUUUUAUUUGUUUGCAUUUAACGUCAGGUGCUCAUGGAGCGGCAAACGAUGAUUUACUACGGCGUGUUGCUGCCUUAGAACAGAAGCAGGCGGAGAUCGACCAAACAAUCAGGAGCCAACAGAUUUUGAUUCAGCUGCAAGAUGAGAAGUUUGAUGCACAGAUUAAAGAGAUGCAGGAAUCCCUCGCCACUUGUCAAACAGCUGCUGCUGACUUGAAAAAGCAGCGUUACGAUGAACAAAUGCUUCGAAAGAAAAGACAAUUUGAUGGCAAUGUAGCGUUUUCGGUAUGGCUUGACCAUGAUAUGACACUGGGCUCUGGACAAGUGAUCAGGUUUAACAAGAUAAUAACCAACGAAGCAAACGGCUACGACCCUAAUACGGGCCAUUUUACGUGUCCCGAGGCAGGAAUGUACGUAUUCUCAUUCAUGGUAAGUCAAAGGGGCAACUACGGUGAAUUGGAAGCUAAACUCGUUAAGAAUGGUGAGCACAUUAUCGAUGGGGUGGCUGAGACUGCACACGACGCCCAGGAUCUUCAGGGAGGAAACACUGUUGCUCUGAGACUUCAAAAAGGCGACACCGUGGCUAUCGAGGAAGUCAUUGGAAACCACGUCGAAGGCUGGACCGGCUACCGUUUGACUUCGUUCACUGGAAUGUUUGUAUAUCCGUGAAUAAAUACAUAACUGUU
Molecule: messenger RNA, 739 nt
Organism: Mya arenaria
Lineage: Eukaryota; Metazoa; Mollusca; Bivalvia; Myida; Myidae
Product: complement C1q subcomponent subunit B-like
Exons: 4
Coding region: 27-722 (231 amino acids)
Molecular function (GO): protein binding
Source: RefSeq, a predicted model, not a curated record